CAAAUCACAAAUUUGCGUGCGACUCGUUCCUGAACUGUUCCGCCCACUGGCGUGGACAACCCGACGAGACCUUGCUCAGACACCGGCAGCAUGAGUUGCUAUGAGCAGCGCAACGCUACGUCUAACACCCUAACGCCAUUGCUGGCAUUUACAAGUUCGACGUGAGCUCCUGCCUAGAUACAUGUAAAGAUAUCUGGCCGCAAUAUAGUCCACGAAACUGCCGCUCAUUGCAGCUGAGAGAAAAAUAGUCCCAAAAAAGGCCACAUCUAUGGUCCCGCCUCGUCUAUAUCACGGUGCGAUAAAUUCCCAUCCAACUCAGCAGACACACGCCACAAACCGAAGCGAGAUCCACAAGAGACUUUAUCAUGGGUGCAGCGCUGUGCUCGUGUGGCGGCCCGGAAGACCAAGGGCUCAAUGGCUUGGGCUACGACCGGCUAGGCAGUCUCAAGACCGGUCGUGUAGCUGCCGUUGUAGGCAAAUAUGGCGCUUUCCCGCCCAAAUAUCAUCAUCUCCAGCAUCCAGAGCACAGUUCGCUUCUACUGAGUCGCGGUGAGACGUACGCGCUGUCAGACGACGCGCACGACGAAGGAAGCGACGGCACGUACGGUGGCAACGCCCAGGCGUACGCCGACGCCUUCCGAGCCAAGCUACAGGAACCGCCACUGAGUCCUCGCAGUAAAUUCAAUCUACUGAGCUCUCGCUUGGCAUUAGGCAGCUUAGCCACCACAGAGAGCAGCAGGGACUCGGGCAGUGACGAGGACGCAGUUAAGCAAAGCAAACAGCGCGGUUGGAACUCGUAUGCGUUCCCAGACGAGGAGAGCGACGACGACGACGAGUCCGUCACAGAGGAAGACUGGAAACAGCGCGCCAACCCACUCAUCACAAUCAUCGUGCCUCCCGGACCAUGCGGACUCGUGUUACAAGUGGAUCGCGACGACUCCGGCGCUCCUGUAGUGGACGGAUUUGUCCGUAAAUACGACGGCAGGAAGAGCACAAUUGAGAACUCUGGGCUCGUCAAGAAAGGCAGCGUGCUGUGCGCUAUCAACGACAUCGACGUGACGCGCAUGCCGCUCAAGGAAGUUAUCCGCACCCUCAACCUGUCGUCACACCUCGAGCGCGCCUUCACGUUCCGAAACGGCUACCAGCACCGCAACUCGAUGUGAUCAAGAAGAGAAGAAGAUCGUUGCAUGUGCCCUUUUUUUAUAAGAAUUCCCAAAAAUGAGGUUCAAGAAGGAGGCCUUCAUUAGUGUAAAGGAUAUGGCUGUAUAUAGGCUUGCGGGCAGCAACGCAAUCAACUACAUGUACAAGACACGAGUUCCUCUUGGUUCGUUUAUUGUGCAGGACAAGUGCGUUUAUCAGUGGCUAGGCUACCAGUCUACUUCUCGUCC
This is a messenger RNA of Phytophthora nicotianae INRA-310, 1388 nucleotides long. RefSeq lists its product as hypothetical. The record is from RefSeq and is a predicted model, not a curated record. Lineage: Eukaryota; Oomycota; Peronosporomycetes; Peronosporales; Peronosporaceae. The transcript has a single exon. The coding region runs from base 366 to 1163 and encodes 265 amino acids.